AAAAAAUCGACCCCUUCCCAUAAAUCCAAACCGCCAAAAAAACGAUAAAAACGGUUUCGGGACUAUUUUCAUUUCAAAUUGUUCGUCUUGACAAAUUUGAUUAAACCCACCAUGUACGGACAAAAUGCAAAUAAAAAUUUGCAUGAAACCCGCAAAAAGACCGAAAUCCCGCCAUAAUAACAUACCCCCCUCUUGGGAAUAAAAGUGUCGUCUGCUUUUGGCGGGUAAAUAGAUAACUUUUUUUCCAAAACGGCUGAUGGCUGCACGAAAAAUAGUUCAGCAAGUAAAUUGCCAAAAAUGUGGUCGUCGUGUGAAAUUCUGGUCUCGUGGCUUAUGCUCUUCAUGCUGUUAGAUUUGAGGCCUGAGACAGCCAUAGUAAUCAACAAGAUGUGCAAGUUCUGCUGGUACCUGUCUUCAGCAGCAAUCUCAGCAUCAUCACUAGGAUAACCAGCAUCCCGUUCCAUUGGAGAAACUACCCAGGAUGUCAGUUACAGAUCUUCCUCUUUCUCUAAAUGUUCUCGUGUACGCCCAUGCGAGUGUGGGUGUAUUCACGAGGACACCCUUUCAAUUCCCUAUCCCGCCUGGUGUCUUCAAGUUAUCAGCGGAUGGAUGGAUGGAGCACAUGUGGAUGGAUCCAGCCUUCAGCUUAUCAGCAGAUGGAUGGAGCACCUGUGGAUGCCUGGCCGUAAUUCCCAGGCAUUAAGAUUGGAUAUGUUAAUCGGCAGGUGAAAUUGCCUGGCCUCGUCCGUCCGAGAGACUAGCAGCCAAAGCGAGUCGUGAAAAAAUACCUUUGCCGAGAUUAGCACGAGAAAAAAACCGGUCCGUCGGUCGGUUGCAAAACCACACGGUACUUAUCGCCCGUUGGUGAUCUCUACAACCGACACACGAUGGACCUAGCCGGGGCGUUGCGAAUGGACGACCUGUCCAAAACAGAUUUGUUCGAUUUUGUCUGUCCCGACACGCCGGCUGCCUUCCGCCUGAGGGAUUUAGGCUUACAUCUCUUCCCUGUCGAAGAUGAUUCCUCAUCAGUCGGCCCGGCAGCGGCUGGACACCAUCAGCAUCAACAGAGUGGCAGUGCCAGUGGGACCGGAGACGGUGGUAAGCAGCAACUGGGCAGCCACCUUCAUCAUCACCACCAUCACCACCUCCAUCAGCAGCAGCAACAACAUAAUCAUUCCGGCGGAAUGCAUUUCGAGUGGUUAGCCGGAACGCCCAGCCCGGACGAAGGGUUCGGCAGCAGCGCCAACAGUGUGGAAGGCAACAGUAGUAGUGGCAGCAGUAGCACCAGUGGUGGCCGCACUGACGACGUCUUUUGUGACGAUUUGGAUAACAGCGGCUGGACCAAAACGGGUGGCAACAACAACAACAACAGCGGAGGAAAUUCCAACGGCCAGGACUAUCACCAUCAGCCUCAGUGCGCUUCAUCCAUGGAGGCGGAUUCGACGGUCGAGCCCAAGCACCAACAACAUCACCACCACCACCACCAAGAAUUGCAGCAACAACAACAGGAGCAGACGAGCAACUACUUGUCGUGGGAACAGGAGCACAACAGCAAAGGCCAAUCGUCCAACGUCAACGUCGAGCCGAUGGACUUGGACGCCCUGUUGCAGAUUGUGGGUUUGCCCAGCUCGGGUGACGGCAUGUCGUCUGGGCAGCACAUCCACACUGGCAGUUUCCUCUUUGGCCCUCACGACACGCUCAGCAGCGACCACUACGGCUCCCCGGACCAGUACGGCGACUCUCCCAUGGUCGUCAAGGCCAGCGCCGUUCUGCAAGACGAGAGCGAAGGCAAUUCCAGCGGCCAGCUCUUUCGCAACGAUCCCUUUCUAACCGCCACCGACGUCAAAUUCACGCUGGAAUUCGCCACCAUGCCCACGCUGGCCACGCUAUCACCUCUGCCGCCCGUCUCGACGCUCAAGCCCAUCGGCGGCGGCGGCACCAACAACUUUGGCGGCGGCGGUGGUUCCGACUCGCUUUUGCGCAGCGCCCUCCAGGGCAAACAAGUGGCGACGGCCGGUGGCGUACCGGUUUCGGCGACGGCCACCACCACUCCGUUAUCGCCCAGUUAUCAAACCAGCAAGCCGUCGGCCCAUCCGGAACUGCGCAAAGCACUUUCGACGCCCGUCCACAGCUUCAAAUCCGUCAAGGUGGGCAACAGCAUGGAGAAUUCUGUGUCUGUCCAUUCGGCCGAUCCGGCGACUCCACCGCUGACUCCGCUCAGCAGCGCCUUGUCAUCCAGCAAUCACACCUACGGCGAUUGUUCCAGCCCACAGCAGCAACAGCAGCGACACCAUUGCUUGCUGGACAGCAACGCGGCUUCCAGCCCUAUGAGUGACAUCAGUUCGAGAACUUCACCGGUCCGGUCUGGCGGUGGCAACGUCAUGUACGACAAUCGGCACGACGUUGGAGGUUCCACCACCACCUUGAAGGAAUCUGGAAAUGGCAAUACCAUCAUGUCGAUAGGCAACAUCUUUUCCGGCGACUACCAGUACGAGGGACCAGACGGGCGGACGGGCAGCAGCAGCAGCGGUGGCGGUGGCCAUCCGGUGGGCGAGGAGAAUUGCCUGACGACCAUCGAGGACCUUUUGAUGUGCAACAUUGAGGAUUUGGACAAGAUCAAGACCUUCGAAAAAGAGGUGGUUGAAUCUUUGAAGCAGCAGCAGCACAUGUGCACGACGGGGGCCACACCCAACGGUGAUUUUGCGUCAUCGACGGGAGCGUCCUCGACGGGAGUUCCGUCGACCCUGGCCGGAAAUUCGCCGACGGCGACGGCAAGGCCACCAACCGGUAGUGGCGUUGCCCAACCCGUUGCCAAGACCCGCAAAAAGCGCGGGUCCAAGAAGAAGAAAUUGACGGAAUUGGCGGCCCAGCUGGCCAACGACGAUGACUCGAGCCGAUUGCUGGAACCUGGAGAGGCGGUCGGAGUAGAGACGGGUACCCGGCGGGAGCGGCUGCUUCACUAUUGCAGCAUUUGCACCAAGGGCUUCAAAGACAAGUACUCGGUCAAUGUGCACAUACGAACGCACACGGGAGAGAAACCCUUUUCCUGUCCACUGUGCGGCAAGAAUUUCCGCCAAAAGGCUCACCUGGCCAAACACCAGCAGACGCACACCAAAAUGUCGGCAGGAGUCACCAAGAGCAAACGGUGAGGAGGAGCCCCGCCGCCGGGAGGAUUAAAACAAAUGAUGAAGCCCACCUUUUUUCUCUCAAUCCCUCAUCGUGAUUGGCAAUCAUGUGACUCUCACUCUCUUUUCGACUUGCACUGCCUGCAUCAAGCAAUAACAUUAAUGAUGAUUGAUCGAAUAACCUUGAUUUUGUUUAUAAAGCGAAGGAACUACAACAACAGAAUGGAACUUUUAAAGAUAAACAGCAAAAUUUUAAAAAAUGGAAAAAAAAAUUAAAUGAAGGGGUGAUUUGGUACUUUUAAUGUUUAAUGCUGUUUUGUGACAUCAAUCAUCGAAACAUCUCUUUUCGACUGUGAUCCGUAGGCGACAAAUGAAGAUGAUUUUCAACGUUCUGGUAUAACCUUCCUAUGUGAAAUGUGUGUGUUCUAACCUUCGAAACUUGGAAUUUUGAAUCGUUUUUUUAAAUGGAAAUAAUUUUUUCGCUAAUAUUUCUUUUAAUUGAGAAAAAAAAAUCAUUAAUGAACUUUUCUACAAAUUUGUAAGCGAUGAAAUCGUGUUUUUUUUUCUCUCGAAAUUCUACGUGUCCAAUUCAGUGCGUGUUCACUCCAACAUUUUGUCUGUCCAAUUUUUAAAAGUCUUCGUCCAUCUAGAUUAUUCAAAACGAGACACAAAACCGAAAAAAAUUUAAUAUAGAUACAAAAAUAUUUUAUAUAAUGAAAUGAUGUUUUUUUUCCAGACAUUUUGCGAUUUUUCACUUUCAUCUUGGGGAAGAAAACAUCCGAGGGCGACAUUGGCUUUCUUAUUCUUUACCCAGUAUGUGUGAUUGAUCCUUCUAUCCAUUUUUGGAAUUUUAUUGUCGAAUUAUUCAUGUAAAACCCUUGUAGUUACGAAUGUUUCAUGUACUUUAUAUACUUAACAAUAACGAAAAAAGAAAAAUAAUUGGCGUUGACCAAACAGCCCCGCCCGAAUCACGAAUGGUAACAGACUACAAACUUAAAAAAAAACACUUUUAAAUGAGAAGGACCUGCCCCAUGUUUUUUCGUACUGUUUUAACAUGGUUACCCCUACCCCCCUACUGUGUAUCAAUACUCAAGCUUUUUGCUAAGGCUUCGUUUCGUUGGGUGCAUAGCGUGUAUCGACUCAAAUGUCCAUCCUAGAACUAGUCAUUCCUAGGUUGUUGUUUUUCAAUUUUUUUCAAAUUCAGUUUUCAGCAGAUUUUCAAAUUAUCUCUAAAAUCUCCCCAUCUAUCCCGGAAAUACUGUCCUUUUAUUUUCUCUCCACAUAAAUACACUCUAUUUUUAACUGAUUUUUAAAGCCUUAUUUUGAAGUCGAUUCUUGUAGUGCCAAGUAGCGCGACGUUGGACGACGUAUGAGCUCAUGCAUUAUGCAAUUCUCUCACGUAACAGACAUCUUUCUCAAUCUACCACUACUUUUUUUUAACUGAACAACAUGAUCAUCGCCAAACGUGAAUUGUCUCUCUUUUAAAAUGUGUUAUGUAUUUUCAUCCAUUUCGUAUCCCAUUUUGUAACAGAGUACUACUACAUGUGUGCCCAACAGAAAAGUUUAGCAAUGAGCCCUCUCUCCUUUCACAUGUCCUUUCUCAUGUUUAAGUCUGGCACUUAUAUAAAAUAUACAGAAAAUUUACUUUUA
This is a messenger RNA of Daphnia pulex (common water flea), 4775 nucleotides long. RefSeq lists its product as uncharacterized. The record is from RefSeq and is a predicted model, not a curated record. Gene Ontology annotation, cellular component: nucleus. The coding region runs from base 888 to 3149 and encodes 753 amino acids. The transcript has 4 exons. NCBI's taxonomy places the organism in Eukaryota, Metazoa, Arthropoda, Branchiopoda, Diplostraca, Daphniidae.